Messenger RNA from Fundulus heteroclitus (mummichog), 2839 nucleotides. RefSeq names its product leiomodin 2 (cardiac) b (gene lmod2b). The transcript has 6 exons. Gene Ontology annotation, biological process: pointed-end actin filament capping; myofibril assembly; muscle contraction. NCBI's taxonomy places the organism in Eukaryota, Metazoa, Chordata, Actinopteri, Cyprinodontiformes, Fundulidae. The record is from RefSeq and is a predicted model, not a curated record. Gene Ontology annotation, molecular function: tropomyosin binding. Gene Ontology annotation, cellular component: striated muscle thin filament; myofibril. Bases 322 to 2028 code for a protein of 568 amino acids.
GAGACACACACACACACACACACACACACACACCAUUACAUAAAGUCCGUCAGCCAGGAGGAGUCCAGUUCAGACUGGAGUCGAUUUUCAUCAGGACUACUUUUUGACUGGACACAAUUUGUGGAAACAUCUCCUCCUGGCAUGGAUCAACCGAUCUUUAAUCUAACUUUGCAGAGGUCUUCAUAGAUCUCCCCAAGCCUUAUGGUGAACCUUAUGUUUUGUUUGAGUCCCUUUAUCCAAACCUCUUCCUUCUGGGAUACACGCUAGAUCAUAGCCUCAUUAACAACCGGUGAAUCUCUGACUGCUGAUCAGGAUUUGGCCAUGAGUUGUUUCGGUUAUCGUCGAGAGCUGAGUAAAUAUGAAGAUGUCGACGAGGAUGAGCUCUUGGCAUCACUCAGCCCGGAGGAGCUGGCUGAGCUGGAAAAGGAGUUGGUGGACAUUGAUCCCGACGCCAACGUGCCCAUUGGACUCAGACAGAGAGAUCAGACAGACAAGACCCCGACGGGCACGUUCAGCAGAGAGGCCCUCAUGAAGUACUGGGAAAAUGAGACCCGUAAACUUCUGGAGAACGAGAUAGCAGGAGGAAGUCCCAAACUGGAUGAAGAACAAGAAGACGAUGACGAGUGUCUGACCCAAGAGGACAGUGAAGAGGAGGAGGAAAAACAUGAUGAGAAUGAAAAGGAGAGCAAAAAGUCGGAGAAUUCUAUGGAGGAAGAUCCCAGAGAGGAAGACAGUGAUGAAGAUGAAGAAGAAGAGGAGGAAAGCGAGGAAGAGGAGCCUGUAACAGAAGAAGAUGAUGAUGACGAUGAUGAAAUGGAAGAGGACAAACAAGACGAUAGAUCAAAUUCUACACCCCCGACAGAUUCAAGUCUAUUGACAACCCAGGUGGUUGAACCAACACUCCUAAGGCCUCAGAAGGUGGAGCCUAUCAGGCGGACUCCUCCUCCUCCACCUCCACCUCCACCACCAGUUGACCCAAACUCCAGUGGAAACCCUACAGUUGUUGACGAUGCUUUGCAACGAGUUCUCAAUAAUGACUCCGAACUCACUGAGGUGAAUCUGAACAACAUCGAUGACAUCAAACAGGAAACUCUUAUUCGAUUUGCUGAAGCACUGACAGCCAACAGCCACGUGCGAGUCUUCAGUCUGGCAAACACCCGGGCUGAUGACCACGUUGCUGUGGCCAUUGCUAAGAUGUUGAGGGAGAACGCAUCCAUCAUCAGUCUGAACAUCGAGUCCAACUAUGUGAGCGGGAAGGGCGUGAUGGCGUUGGUCCAAGCACUUCCAGGCAACAACACCCUGACUGAGCUUCGCUUUCACAACCAGCGGCACAUGUGUGGAGGACAGGUGGAAAUGGAGAUGGUGAAGAUUCUGAGGGAAAACCACACUUUGAUCAAGCUGGGUUACCAGUUUAACCUUCCCGGUCCCAGAAUGAGCAUGACUGGAAUACUGACCAGAAACCAGGACCGCCAGAGGCAGAAACGGCUGCAGGAGCAGAGGCAACAGCAACAGGGAGCGCAAGAUGGAGCUAUCAACCCAAGAACCUCUGCCCUGCGAGGCACACCAAGUUCAUCCCCCUACAGUUCCCCUUGGUCCUCCCCCAAGCUUCCCCGAAACGACCUGGCUAAAAAGCAGACCCCCCCUGCACCACCGCCGCCUCCUCCUCCGCCGCCGCCUCCUCCACCGCCUCCUCCUCCUCUUCCUCCGGUUCUCCCGCCCCAACAGGAGAAGAAGAAGCCUACGAGGAUGAUCGCGGAGGUCAUCAGGGCCCACGAGGCGGGCAGCAAGAAGGCGGCCAAAGCGAAGGGGAAGAAGGGGAAGAGGGGCAAGGGGAAAGAGGAGACGGGCUGCAUCCUCAAGGAGCUCAAGAACGCCCUGAGACCCGUGGCGACAGAGAGGCGGGGGGAGGAGGGCGGCAGCAGGCCCUCCACGCCGAUGAGGUCCGCCCACGACCAGCUGAUGGAGUCCAUCCGCGGCAGCAGCAUCAGGAACCUCAGACGGGUGGAGGUUCCUCAUCAUCUCCACUAAGAGCCGCUCUGCAUCAUAAUGAUCGCGAUGACGGAGGAGGAGACAAACCGGACUUUUUUACGCUAAGAAAAUGAAAAUCUUUGCUGGAAAUUUGUACUCAGUUCUAAUUAUGUUCAAGACUUCAAGAUAUGAUGCCCCCCCCCCUCCCCUCCUUUGCAAAAUAUCACUCUUAAAUGUCUCAGAUCAUCAAACACAUUUUGAUAUCAGGCACAUAACGAGAAAAAGUACAGAAAGCGGUUUCCAAAUGAAGAUUUAAUUUCUUAAGAGUAAUGCGCUGUCCAAGGCAACCUGACUUUAAGGGAAAUUUGUUCUUAAAUGUCUUCAGAUUUGGGCAUAAUGAGUUGUUGUUCGAUGUUUAUUAGCCAGCUUCAUGUUGUCAGAUGGGUUCUGUUUUAAGGAUUUUCUUAAUUGUAAGGGUCGGCAGUAAUCAGGUCCAAAUGUGAACUCAGGCAAGGAUUGUUUGAAUGGACUUUACCCCUUAAAUCGAUAACAUUCUGAUUUGAAAACUGAAUAUUGUAUUUGCCCAGGUUAUCUUAGCCUGGAAUAAGUAAAAAAAAAAAAAAAAAAAAAAAAGAGGAUCUUAAAUGUUGAAGUGUGACAAAAAAGGAUAAAUAGAAAGAAUCUGUAAGGGACUAAGCGCUGUUUUUGCAUCCACUCACAGUAGAAAGUGAAAUUGGUUUUCUUAUUCUGAAAUCUCUAAGUGUCUGGUUUUUACUGACGUUUUCUAAGUGUCCAUUUUCUUGUACGGCUGUAAAUACAAUCUUUACUUGGUUGAAUUAUUUCUAAAUAUACCCAUUUGCUUCUACUUGCA